This is a messenger RNA of Suillus paluster, 183 nucleotides long. RefSeq lists its product as uncharacterized. The transcript is spliced from 4 exons. NCBI's taxonomy places the organism in Eukaryota, Fungi, Basidiomycota, Agaricomycetes, Boletales, Suillaceae. The record is from RefSeq and is a predicted model, not a curated record. The coding region runs from base 1 to 183 and encodes 60 amino acids.
AUGAAGCUCGCUUUGUCUUUUGGUCUUUUUGCCAUCGCUUUGGUACAGAUGGCGGCGGCAGCGCCCAUUGCCGACAACAGCGUGGAGCAGGACCUCGAAUCUCGUGCCAUCCUAUUCUAUAACUUUUCCUGGAAGUACAAGAAUGAGGACUCCCCUGACGUCGAAGUCACAGAUGUCAAGUAA